Molecule: messenger RNA, 2620 nt
Organism: Pygoscelis adeliae (Adelie penguin)
Lineage: Eukaryota; Metazoa; Chordata; Aves; Sphenisciformes; Spheniscidae
Gene: SLC44A5
Product: solute carrier family 44, member 5
Exons: 22
Coding region: 1-2148 (715 amino acids)
Biological process (GO): transmembrane transport
Cellular component (GO): membrane
Molecular function (GO): transmembrane transporter activity
Source: RefSeq, a predicted model, not a curated record
AUGGAUAGAGAUGAAGAAAACUACUAUGGAAAACACGGUGAACCAAGGAAAUUUGACCCAAAGUUCAGAGGACCUAUUCAUAACAGGCACUGUACAGACGUUAUUUGCUGUGUGAUCUUCAUAGUCGUCAUUCUGGGUUACAUUGCAUUAGGAAUUGUGGCUUGGGUGCACGGUGACCCCAGGAAAGUGAUUUAUCCAACUGACAGCUAUGGGCAGUUCUGUGGUCAGAAAGAUACCCUCAAUGAGAACAAGACCAUUUUGUUUUACUUUAACAUUCUGAAAUGUGCCAGCCCUGUAGUGUUAAUAAACCUACAGUGCCCUACAACACAGCUUUGUGUCUCAAAGUGCCCAGACAGGUUUGCAACCUACAUUGAUGUUCAGGCUUCCUACAGAUAUAAACCAGAUCAGUGGAAUUACUUCAGGCAGUUCUGCAAACCUGGUUUUAACAAUCCUCGCAAGUCUGUUGCUCAAGUCCUACGUGAUGAAGAUUGUCCUUCGAUGAUCAUUCCAAGCAGGCCUUUUCUUAAGAGAUGCUUCCCAGACUUCUCCACGAAGAAUGGUGUGCUAACUGUGGCAAAUCAGACUACGUUCAAAGAUGGAAGAGGGAAAACAAGAAAUGUAACUGAUCUCAGGGAAGCUGCAAACGGCAUCAAUAAUGUCCUGGAUGCAAGAUCAGUUGGAAUGAAAAUUUUUGAAGACUAUGCCAUUUCUUGGUAUUGGAUUUUAAUUGGGCUGUUCAUUGCAAUGAUUGUGAGUCUGCUCUUCCUUGUGUUAUUGAGGUUCACGGCUGGGGUUCUCUUCUGGAUUUUCAUCUUUGGUGUGAUUGGAAUUAUAGGUUAUGGCAUCUGGCAUUGUUACUGGGAGUAUGACCAUCUUAAAGGAAUACCUGGAUCUGACCUCACUGUUUACGAUAUUGGAUUCCAGACAGACUUCAGAGUGUACCUGCAACUGAGGCAAACAUGGUUAGCAUUUAUGAUUAUACUUUGUGCUGUUGAGGUCAUAAUCAUACUGAUGCUGAUCUUCCUAAGGAAUCGGAUCCGGAUUGCUAUUGCACUGUUGAAGGAAGGUAGUAGGGCUAUUGGCUAUAUAAUGUCUACAUUGUUCUACCCAAUCGUCACCUUCAUACUCAUUGCAAUUUGUAUUUCCUACUGGGCUGUGACAGCUGUUUUUCUGGCUACAUCAGGAGAACCUGUGUAUAAAGUAAUGGCUAAUCAAACACUGUGCAAAUACGCAAACCUGACUUGUGACCCAGAGACUUUUAACACAACCAAUGUGACUAAAUUGUGUCCGGGUGCUCAGUGUACUUUUGCUUUUUAUGGAGGAGAAAGCCUGUAUCAUAAGUACAUCUUCAUCUUCCAGUUAGCCAAUGCCUUUGUCUUUCUCUGGCUGGUGAACUUUGCAAUUGCACUGGGUCAGUGUACCCUUGCUGGUGCCUUUGCCUCUUAUUACUGGGCCUCUCGAAAACCAGCUGAUAUUCCACUGUGGCCACUCUUCUCUUCAUUUGGACGAGCAAUACGAUACCAUACAGGUUCGUUGGCAUUUGGAGCCUUAAUUCUUGCAAUUGUCCAGCUUAUUAGAGUAAUACUGGAGUACUUGGAUCACAAACUGAAAGGUACACAGAACUCCUUCACUAGAUUUCUACUCUGCUGCCUCAAAUGCUGUUUCUGGUGUUUGGAAAAAUUCUUAAAAUUUAUAAACAGAAAUGCCUACAUCAUGAUUGCCAUAUAUGGUAAAAACUUCUGCACCUCGGCAAAGGAAGCAUUCUUUUUGCUCAUGCGGAAUGUGGUGAGAGUUGCAGUUCUGGACAAAGUUACAGACUUUCUUUUAUUCCUGGGGAAAAUUCUUGUUGCCGGUGGUGUAGGUGUCCUUGCGUUCUUUUUCUUCACACAGAGAAUACCAGUCUUUGCACAGGAAGCACCAACGUUAAAUUACUACUGGGUACCAUUGUUGACGGUCAUUAUUGGCUCCUACCUAGUUGCACACGGGUUCUUCAGCGUCUAUGCAAUGUGUGUCGACACGCUUUUCCUCUGCUUUUGUGAAGACCUGGAAAGAAAUGAUGGAUCUACAGCAAAACCCUACUUCAUGUCAGCUAGCCUUCACCGAAUUCUAGGGAAGAAGGAACUAAGCCCUAAGAAGGCAGUGGGAUAACAUACACUAAACCUCAACAUCAAAACAGUGUCACUUUUAAGCAAAACGUGUAUAAAGUAGGCAAAAGUAAAAACUGUAAAUUAUGCUUCUGGUUAAUGGGUGAUUCUUUUUUCCUUUUGCUUAUAUCUAAAAAAAUGAGCAACAUUGGUAACAUUUAACAAGUUUAAAUGCUUAAACUAACAGCUGUGAAAAUAAGGCCACGUUUUAGUUUAUAGAGUGCCUAUGAAAAGGAAAAUGUAAAUUUGAAGCUUUUUUAAGUCUAUAAUGAUGUUUUAAUAAUUUUUGUAACACAAGUUGCUGCCUUAGAUGACAGCAGUUUUGAUAAUGUUUCUUUUUAUAAGUGUAUAUUUGUAAAAGAAAUUCAGGCAAUUUUUUGAAAGCACUACCAUAUAACCUAAUUAGCCAUAAAAAGAUAGUUCAAGACUCUCUAGUUAACUGGGAGAUGGUACUAAAUUUGUAAAUAUGGUGCUAU